CGCUGUCACGGCAACCGCAACGCCCGGCGGCGGCGCCUCCUCGUCCCGGCAGCGAGCGGCGCGGCCCGGCGUGUCGCAGGGGAGCAGGGAAUGCUGUGUUAUUUUAACACAUCACCAAAAUGAGUGAAAAGGAAGAUCAAGCAGAUGUGGGUGAUUCAACAGUAAAUGCAGAAUAUGAGGAUGAUUUUGAAAAAGACCCAGAAUGCCUAACUGAUGAAGAAGAAAAACAAAACCCUGAAAAAGAGAAACCUGAAGAAAGGGAAGAGGAUGUUGAAGCACAAGUUCCUACAGCUGCAGACAGCUUUCAGGAAGGCAAUAAGGAAAUGGAAGAAAAACUAAAUCAGCCUUCAGAGGCAGAUGUAAAAGUGAAAGGAGAUACUGAACAGAAGCACCAUGAAUCUGGUACUGAGAGAGAAAGGUCUAUCCAGGAAUCCAAGCUGGAAAAUGAGCAGAAACUGGAUGAUGGAGAGGAUGAAGAAAUGAAGCGUUAUGUCUUGGAAAAGAUUGAAGGCGCCAACAAAGAGCUGGAAAAUCAGGCUCUUGAGAUUCAAAACAGAGAACGGAAAUUAAAAUUUAAGGAUGAGGCAGCUCUUCAGGCUCCUCCUCCAGAAGAUGCUGAAGUUGGUAAAACUGAUCUUGCAAGAGGAGAUGAUCUUUCAGUUGGGCUGUCUCUGAUGCAUGUUUCUGGUGACACAGGACAGAAAGGCACAUCGCUUUCAGAACGUGCUUGCUCAGCUGUGGAAGUGACAGAUGAUAGAGUCCUAGUGGAAAAAGGUGGAAAGUUUGAACUCUUAAGUUUACGUGAUAUUGAAAGCCAGGGAAUUUUGCUCCCUGUAGAUGUUUAUUUUACAGAUACCGGAAAUCCACUCUCCGAUUCUUUGACCCCUACCCUUCAAAUUAAAGAAUUGCCUUCAUCUGACUCUAAGGAGCAGCCAGAUUCUGCUUUGAAUGAUACAAGAGAUCUGGGAAAACAGAAGACCGAGUCUGCAAACACAUCCAUGAAGAGCUCCACUUACACUCUUACUCCCAGACAAAAAGAAUUAAGGAAGCAGAGAGAAAUGAGGAAUGAAAGACUGAGGAGAGAGGAAGAAGACAAGAAAAGGGAACUAGAAGACCUGAAGAGACAAGAGAAUGAAUUAGUUUUUAGAGCUUGGUUACAGAAGAAGAAAGUACAGAUACAAGAAGAAAAGCGAAUUCGUCGAGCAAAGCAGCUGGAAGAGAUGAGAAUGAAAGAGGUCAUCAGAGAUCCUGAAGAAGCCUACAGGUUAUGGCUUAAAAAAAAGCACCAACAAUAUGUGAAAGAAAGACGGAUAGAAUUUUUGAGACGUCAAGCUGAGGAAGUGCCCUUUAUUCCAAGGAGAGAGGAAUGUGACAGAGCUUUUAGAGACUGGCUGAGAAAGAAGAGAGAAGAGAAACAAGCAGCAGAACUGGCUGCUAAAGAGAGAGCCAGGCAGAUUAGAUUAGAAGCCAGAAGAGCAAGACAGAGGCGGAACAUCCACUAUACUUAAUUCAGAGCCAAAAUCCUCUUUUUGGGCCCUUCAUAGAUCAUUACAGUUUAAAAUUUGAUGUAACUGCAGAGUUCUUGGUGACAAU
Molecule: messenger RNA, 1593 nt
Organism: Ficedula albicollis (Collared flycatcher)
Lineage: Eukaryota; Metazoa; Chordata; Aves; Passeriformes; Muscicapidae
Gene: CCDC181
Product: coiled-coil domain containing 181
Exons: 6
Coding region: 120-1508 (462 amino acids)
Molecular function (GO): microtubule binding
Source: RefSeq, a predicted model, not a curated record